This is a messenger RNA of Diaporthe citri, 1980 nucleotides long. RefSeq lists its product as uncharacterized. Lineage: Eukaryota; Fungi; Ascomycota; Sordariomycetes; Diaporthales; Diaporthaceae. The transcript has 3 exons. Gene Ontology annotation, biological process: transmembrane transport. The record is from RefSeq and is a predicted model, not a curated record. Bases 1 to 1980 code for a protein of 659 amino acids. Gene Ontology annotation, molecular function: transmembrane transporter activity.
AUGACGACACCAGGACUGUGUGGUCUUGGCGGCCCAGCCAGUCGGGACCCAAGUCUGACGGUAUCAGCAUCUCCUCUCCCUGGCGAUCGCCCCUCGACGCCCGGGACAGCAUCAAGAAAUGUUCAGACACGCCAGGAACGGUUGGAGGCAGGGCCCGAGGGCUCAUCGCAGUGCCGGCCUCCCAACGCCUCGUCGCCCAUCACCUAUCGCUACCUGACGUUCGACACGCUUCUGCCACCGCCGAACACGGUUCACACGUGCGCACCGCCGGCCUCAGGCGCUCCCGCCCAACCGAACCUGCUCGAGUACACGGACCCGACGAAGUGGCCCACCCAUCGCAAGGCCUACCACAUGGUUCUUUGCUGUGUUGCUACACUCCUCACGGCAUACUGCGCCGGCUCGUACUCGCCCCCGGUGGUGAUUAUGGAGGCCGAGUUCCACGCCUCCAGGACCGCCGUCGUGGCCGGGAUAACGACCUUCUGCGUGGGAUUUGCCUUGGCACCCAUGGUUCUCGCGCCGUUCAGCGAGAUCAAUGGCCGGUAUCCUGUCUUUUCCGUCUCAGGCGUGGUUUUUGUCGUGUUCCAACUGGCGUGUGGCUUCGUCACCAACCUGGCUGGGAUGCUGGCCUGUCGGUUCCUGGUCGGGGUUGGCGGCAGUGUCUUCAGCACCAUGAUUGGUGGCAUCAUUGCUGACCUGUGGGACAAGGAAGGGAGGAACACGCCCAUGGCUGUGUUCAGUGGCUCGGUCCUUGUAGUGGGUACGGGGCUCGGUCCCUUGGUCGCAUCAGUAAUGACCUCCCGGCUGGCGGAUGAUGGGGACGCAUGGAGGUGGGUCUUCUGGCACCAAGCUAUCGCAGGCGGGGUGCUUGUGGCUCUCAUUGUCACGCUGUUCAAGGAAAGCAGGGGCAGUAUAGUUCUCAGCCGCAAAGCAAAGGUCCUAAACAAAUGGUAUGAGGCCAGGGAAGAGGCCGGAUACUACGGCGUCUGGCUGCUUGAGCCGGGGCCCCUCUCAGGCGCCGAAGGCGUGGCGAGUGACAGCGACAACGCAGGUCAAGCGGCAGGGCCUGAAGAUGAAGAGAAGAGAACAGCAACAGCCCCUGCGGGCUCGACCACGGGCUCGACCACGGGCUCGACCACGGGCUCGACCGCAGACAUGGUGGCCAACGUACGUCUCCGAUGGCUCGUCAAGUCCGACAGCGAUCGCGCCACCGUGGGCCGGAUGAUAUCCGUCUCGCUGUAUCGGCCCUUUCAUCUACUAUGGACCGAACCAGUGGUCUUCUGGUUCUCAGCCUGGGUGUCGUUCGCGUGGGCUGUGCUCUACCUGACCUUCUCAUCGGUCCCCUACGUCUUCAAGACCGUGUAUGGAUGGGACACCGAAAGCACCGGCUACAUGUUCACAGCUAUCAUGAUCGGCGGGGUGUUGUCAACAGUCAUCGGAGUCUUUCAGGACGAUCUGCUGAAGCACCCGCAGUGGAAGGCUGACAACUGGGAUCCCAACGACUCUCCAUGCGGCGAGGAAAGCAGGCUCUACUCUGUUCUGAGACGUCACUUCCCCGUCGAGGCGCCCGAGUCCCGCCUCUACUUCACCUGCCUCACAGCCAGCCUGCUGCCGCUCGGAUUGUUCAUCUUCGGCUUCACCUCCAGGGAGACCAUCCAUUGGAUCUCCCCAGCUGUCGCCCUUUGCCUUGCCAGCAUGGGCAUCUACAGCGUUUAUCUCGCAACCUUCAAUUAUCUCGCAGACUUUUACCAGGGCUACGCAUCGUCCGCCUUGGCUGCCCAGUCGUGUUGUCGCAACCUCCUGGGCGGUGUCUUCCCCUUGGUGACCCUGCCUUUGUUCGAAAACCUAGGGAUCGAGAGAGCUGGCGGACUGCUCGGUGGUAUUGCCCUUGGGCUGACCUUUGUGCCGUGGGUGCUUGUGUUCUUUGGCAACAGGAUCAGAGCAAGGAGUUCAUUUGCCAUAGGCCUUCAGAAACUGCCUUGA